AUGGCCAGUGACGAGCAGCGUCUGGCGCAGUUCAAGGCGCUAAGGCGGAUCGGAGCCGGCCGAUUCGGCGAAGUCUUCCAAGUGCAACACAAGGUAACGGGCGAGCUUUACUGCUGGAAGGUCGUGGCGUACAAGGGACUCACGGAGAAGGAGAAGGAACAGCUCGUGAUGGAGGUGAAUGUAAUGCGGGACCUCAAGCACCCGAACAUCGUGCGCUACGUGGACCGCGUUGUCGACCGGCAGAAGCACCUGCUCUACAUCAUCAUGGAGUACUGCGACUCCGGCGACCUGGCGGAAAACAUGAGGCAGUUCCACAAACACUACGACAAGGUCAACGAGCAGGUCAUCUUCGACAUCGCGCUACAGCUGCUGUUCGCGCUCGCGUACUGCCACAACUCAUCGCUCGGCCCGAAACAGGGCAGGAUUCUACACCGCGACCUGAAGCCUCAGAACAUUUUCCUCCACUCCAACCAUCGCAACAAGACCCGAAACGGAUAUAUAUGCAAGAUCGGUGACUUCGGCCUCUGCCGCAGCAUAGGGCUGGAAUCCUUCGCCCACUCCUGCGUCGGCACGCCGUACUACUGGUGUCCGGAGCUUUUGCUCUCUCACACAAAGAACUACGACGACAAAAUGGACAUGUGGGCGUUGGGAGUUGUGUUGUACGAGCUGUCGUACGGGAAGACGCCGUUUCACAAGGCCACGACGCUCGCCGAGCUGGCCCAGCAGAUGAAGAACGGUGUCCCGCUGCCAUUGCCUGGCCGCAGUCGACAGCUCAACACGCUACUCUACGCGCUGCUUCAGCAGGACCCCGCACGCCGUGCAAGUGCGAUACAGUGUCUGGGAUUAGCUAUAUGGGACGGCCCUGUCUCCGACUGGUUCUGGGACACGGUGAACCCGAGAGACCGCGAGCGGAUUUACGAUAACAUCGUGCGUCGCAACAUGCAGAGGAUACCGCUGUCAUCCCAGCUGUUGGCGGAGUUCGUGGUCUCCGACACAUCGCAUGUCUGCACGCCCAAGCCACGCAGGAUAGGGCGCCUGGACGCUCCGAUCUCCACCGAGUUUGUCGAAUCGGAGGACGAGGCUAGCCAUACUGUGGGUAUUGCUAGCACCCCGUGCAACGAGAUGACCAUGAACGCAAGCUCGAUCACCAACUCCUUGCCCGCUGCGGGAUCGCACCGUGCAGCGGAUAUCGCAUUCAACCACCACAGACGUGUGAACCAAGAUACCCCUGAAGAUUUCGACUGUAUCGAGGCACAUCUGACCCCAUACAACGACGACUAUGAUGCUAUGCGCCGCGCUGAGCGCCGCAGCGACUCAGGUCACCCCGCGCAAGAGGGCCACACGUUGGAGCUGCCCGACAACCCCUUCCGCCGCUCCAUGUCCAAGCCGCAGCCCGAUGGGCCGGGAACCCCGCAUAUGUACGUCCGCACGCCGACCCAAGUGCGUGGCAUGGAGCGCUUUGCCUCGCGCGCGGAGGAAGCCACUGUCUACACGCGAGCUACGGAGGCCUCCCUGUCGGCGGACUCGCAGGCUUCCACGUGCGUCCGGCGCCCCGCUCUUUACCGGCCCAUCUUCGGCAACGGCACGGGGUCGUCGGCCGGCUUUGGAGUUUGCUCACCGCACACACCGCCGACUGAUGUACCACCACCUGCCAGCGGCAGCACCAUCUGUAGCCGCAGAAAGUACCUGAGAGAUAAUAACUUCAGCUAA
This is a messenger RNA of Babesia ovata, 1710 nucleotides long. Its product is annotated as nima-related kinase. The record is from RefSeq and is a predicted model, not a curated record. Gene Ontology annotation, cellular component: centrosome; cytoplasm; nucleus. Gene Ontology annotation, molecular function: protein kinase activity; ATP binding. Gene Ontology annotation, biological process: chromosome segregation; protein phosphorylation. The transcript is spliced from 2 exons. NCBI's taxonomy places the organism in Eukaryota, Apicomplexa, Aconoidasida, Piroplasmida, Babesiidae. Bases 1 to 1710 code for a protein of 569 amino acids.